UGCAGAACGGCAGCGCGUAGUAGCGCAUGCUGAUAGCCGCCCCGCUAUCGAUCCAUCCGCGCCCCCGAGCUUUCUCUCGUUUCUCCUCACAAGCCUCGUGAACGUCGCUACCGAGCAAUCGUCCCGGCACAAUCUUAUAAUAAUUCGGGCGCGAUUCUUAUUCCCGUGUAUAACAGUAUCCGUGUCCCCUCUCUCUCUCUCUCUCUCUCUCUCUUUUCGUCUCUAUCGCGUCCUGUCAAACGGUCAUCAGGAGGACGAGAAGACGAGCAAGCAUCGGCAACGUUAUGGCACGACAAGGCGAACACUGCAGGGCGAUUUUCCUACUCUGGUGUGUCUCGGGAAUAGCAUUCAGUAUCCCCGUCCCUUCGCCGAUACCACGACAAGUGGACGAGCAACGUUACACCACACGUAGAGCGCUAAAAGUCUAUGUAGAGAUGCCUACUCAAAGAACGAGAUUGCCUUUGACGAUAGUCAAUUCCGAAAUUAAAACAACCACGAUCCUGCCCUCAACUUCUACGACUUCUACGCAUAGAUCGGUCUCAAUGGAUAAACCCUUGUAUCGGCUGGACAGAAGCAACGGACAAGCUUGUAUUCUUCUUCAAGUAGAUGCGAUUAUUGCCGUCAAAUAUCGCACUAAAUAUGGCGAGGAUCAGGAAGUGGAUAUAUACGUACCUGAUGAUGCGACCGUGACCGGAAAUUGCGACAAUGAAAAUACGGCGACAAUGUCCUUGAAGUGGAAUGCCUUUGUAUUAUCUUGGAGUUUCGCCAAGACACCUGGUGGCGAACGCUGGUAUGUCGAGAAAAUUGAAUUGACCUACAACUCCAGCGACAAACACUUUGAGCACGUUGAUCAACCAAACAAGACUAUUCGAGUGAGCACCGGGCAGAAACAUAGUUUCAUGCUGUUCCCUACGCCGGUUGGAAAAUCGUACGCUUGCUCCGAGGAAACCAUAAUUCCGCUUACCGAUGGCAAAAACCACGCCAGUGUACUUCUGAGAGAUAUGAAGCUGCAGCCAUUCAAGUUCAAGAACAAUGAGUUCGCCACCGAGUUUUCGUGCACCUCGCUAAGCGCGCGCGCUGCUAGGGACGAGACUGCGCCGGUUGCGGUCGGUUCCACGCUGGCCGCCGCCGUUCUCCUGACAAUCACCGGUUACGCGGCCUACCGAUACUUCAAAGUGAAGAAGGUCAAAUAUGACACGAUGGAGUAAAGAGAAUUGGGACGAAUCAAUUCUCCACUAUCAUGACGAUGCCAAAGCGUGCGCGUAUCGCCAAAAUCAUGACUCGUAGUUUUUUUUAUUCCUCCCACGUUAAUCAUUUCUGGAAAAAAGGCUUGUUUCCGCUUUCCGUCGAGCAUUUUUUCUUUUUUUUUUUUUUUUCAAUUAAACGCAAAUCUGUAUCGACCGGAUCUGUAAUUAUCACGUAACGAUCCACAAUUAAAUCCUCGGAGAUAUAUAAUUAAACGUGUUGAUUGAACAGUCAAAUUGAAAGCGACUUCAAUUAAAGCAGGCUCCAUGUUUUGUGGGGCGAAAUAUCAAAAAAAGAAAAAAAAUUCGAGAGACUUUCGUAAACACACGUUAAUGGAUAUGAAAGGAAUUUCCAUCAGGUACAUCAGUAAAUAAACUCGAGUUUUUUAAUCAAAUAAAGUUUAAAAAAAAAUAUAUAAAUACUUAUAAAGGUAACAUUAAUUAUUAUUGAUUAAUAUUAUGAUUUAAUUAUCUCUUGAAAAAGUUUUUAUCAUUAUUUGCUUCAAUUUUCUAAAAAUUAAAUUACAAUUAUUUUUACAUUGGUUUGAAAAAAACUUUAAAUUAUAACAUUAUUUUUAUUUUGUUUUUUCAUGUGAAAUAUUUGCUUAUAAAAAUAGAAAAUCGUCAAUUUUUUUUUCAAUUAGAGCAGUUUUGGAUCACGUUUUAAUGCACUCUUAUGCAGAUAUGCACUCUAUAGAUAGAUAUCAUCGAUUUAUGACGUAACUACUAAUAUAAAAGUGUCGAGACGAAUAUGAUGCAAUGAUGGAAUUACUAGUGUAUACGCGACAUUUGUUAGUCGCGUACAUCGAAUGUCAAUCGGUUCGUUCGGAAUUUAACGGAAAAAUGACAUUCGUAUUCGCAAACUCGGAUGGUUGUAUUAAUAGGCUCUUCAAUUUGUAGAUCUUGGUCUACGUGUCGUUGUAUCAGCAUUUAAUGAGGAAUAUUCAAAAAUGUCAUUUGUGCGAAUUUUUUCUCGUUACAAGAAUUAUAUUGAUUAUGAAAUCUUUGUGGAGUUUGCUUAAUUUUCUAGAGAAAUACAUGAGAAAAACACAGUUACUUUAAUUUCCCUUGGGAUACUUGCGUCGUGCAAACAGUUGAGAUGAUAUUAAAUUGUUUCCUUCGGCAUAAAAAAACUCGCGAUAUAUCUUUAUCCAUUUGAACAUUAUUACAGAUAAAAAUAUGUAGUGUAAUAACAACUUUGAUUAUAAUUCGAAAUUAAAAAUUUCAAAAACGAGGUUCUCCGAUACCUCGAAAGAUUUGAGAGGUCCUUCUUGGCAGCUAACAAUAUUAGAUAGGUACUUAGAUUAAUUAACGAGAGUGUAUUAAUACAUUUCGAUGUGGCGCCUUAAAUUAUCUUGUACAUAGCAAUCGUCUCUAAUUUACUGAUAGAUUAUUUCCAAUUUUUUACAUCGAUUGUACUGAAUUUUACCAUGCUUUACUCUUCGCAAUGUACAGCCUCUCGUAAGUUUCUCGAUUUGCGAAAUUUAAGUCUAAGUGAUAUUUAGCUGUAAAUAUAAUGUUAAAUUAGUUUGUCACGUAUAUCCGUUAUUAUUUAUGUUUUGGAUGGGAAUGUGAAUCGUGAUCCAGACUUUUAGAGUUUGUAAUUUGAUCUCGAACAUUAUUCUCGCUCGAUAUUACGUAGUACAAGAGAAAUUGUAUAAGAGUGUGUAUCUCUCGCAAGGCUGUUUCUCAAAUAUCUUCUUCGAAAUAUUUAUAUAACUAUGUCAAUUUAAGGACUAACAGAAUAGUGAUACACUUCAUAUCGAGAGUGGCUUUGACAAAUGCAUGCCACAAUAGGAUAAUUCUUUCAUUCGGCUUAUAAAUUCUUUAUAUAUGUGUGUGCGCGUAUGUGUGUGUAUACUAUGUAAUAUAUUAUGUAAAUACAUAAACGAGAUAAAGCUACAUCACGCAUGUAUUAUGCAUGAGGCAUAAUGCGCGCAUUUAGAUUACAAGAUUACACAGAAAUUUUUCAAAUUAACCCCGACAUGAUCAUAUUUUCUUUACAAUCUCAAAAGCUUCUUCGUGUUUCUUUCUCUUACGUUCUAUUCUGCAUUUUUCUUGGAUGCAUUUAAAAAUUUUGGUAAAAAUACGCGCUCGUUUUAGGAAUUAUAUUUUAGCAUAUAGAAUUCAAAGGUGUCGUAAAUUUGCAAAGUUAUUGAUUGCGUGUCAGUUAUGAUAUACAUAUGGUAGAUAAAAAAACGCGAUUUUGCGAUAUAAUAGAAGGUUAUUUAUAUAUCGAAAAUAGCUAGUCGCUGGCGAUGGCGCGUGAUGAAUAAUAUAAUUAUUAGCGAGAAAGUUAUGAAGUACCUAAGCGUGUAAGAUGUAUACGUCCACGCGUGCAUACAUUAGGAAUAUAUUCAUAUCUACGCGUGUACAUAUACGUUAUAUAGAUAUAUACAUAUACAUACAUAUCUAUAUAAAGAGAAACGUUAUCGAGAUAUUCGCAUAAUAUACAUAAAUAUAUAUAUAUAUAUACACAUAUAAUAUAUAUAUAUAUAUAUAUAUAUAUAUAUAUAUAUAUAUAUAUAUAUAAACCUCUGUCUUCCAAAUGCAUAUUAAAGUUACUUCGUGUGUAAAUAUAUAUUACGAAUAUCAUAUAAUGUAUUUCCACAAAUUUGUCAAUCGUCGACUCGUAGAUGUGGCCGGUAGCGAGUAUCGUGACGAUUCUCAAGAUCUUGAAAGAAUUCGAAGGAGAUAAUUAACGCUAUUUCGACUUGAAAGAGAAAGAAGAUGCGCACGAUCUAAUAUAAACUAGAUAAAUCUAUUUUCGAGAUAAAUAUAUUAUUUAUAAAAAAAAAACUUACUAUAUAGUUCAUACAAUUUGUCAUAUCUUUCGGAAUUUCUGUUAUCGCAUAAUGGUCCAACUGAAUUGAUUCGAAUCGGCAAGAUCGGAUGAACGCAUCACGUAUGCUCGCGUAUGCCGUGAUCCUAUGACGAGAAAGGUCUAGCUGUAAUUAUGGAAUUGUAUUUUUGUGCUAAAGUCAAUCUUACUAUAGAUAUUAACGAAUAGUAGGAGAGCGAUGGGGAAAAUUAAUGGUGCGAUUUUGCGGCUUGCGUCUCGGUAAAUCAACGAGCAGGAUAUUUGAUGGAUCUCGACUUAACGAUUCUAUGCGAUUUAAUUUUUUUCUUUGUAAAAUUGUAUAAGAAACGAUGCGACGGCGAAGCACAAUGACGUAGAUGGUUGAAUCGCGUGUCAAUGAUGAAAUGACGUCAAAUUAUGAAUCAUAUCGCUUGACCUAUAGCCGCAGCGUGUUAAGUCUUGUAACAAUUAUUAUAAUAAUCUUAAUACAUAUUAUACAAAUAUAAUGAUUAUAAUAAUUAUUGUAUAAUGUUUAUUUUAUAAUAUAAUUAUUAUAAUGAUUAUUAUAAUAAUGCAUAACAACUGCGAAGACCGUCAGAAUGGGAAGGCGAAUUUCCGUGAUGCAUAGCGACAUAUAUCUAAUUAAAAUUGUAUCAUAACGAUAAAAUAAAGGCUGUUAUACAAAUUCACUCCAUCACA
Cataglyphis hispanica is the source of this 4743-nucleotide messenger RNA. RefSeq lists its product as uncharacterized. Lineage: Eukaryota; Metazoa; Arthropoda; Insecta; Hymenoptera; Formicidae. The record is from RefSeq and is a predicted model, not a curated record. The coding region runs from base 285 to 1208 and encodes 307 amino acids. Gene Ontology annotation, cellular component: membrane. The transcript is spliced from 7 exons.